Messenger RNA from Mesorhabditis spiculigera, 960 nucleotides. Lineage: Eukaryota; Metazoa; Nematoda; Chromadorea; Rhabditida; Rhabditidae. The record is from the annotation of a GenBank genome assembly.
AUGGAUCCCAAGAUGGAGCUGGAAAGCCAAAACCGCGCUCGCCGUCUGGCCUUCUGCGCCGUGGCCGUCUCGUCGGCCGCUAUUCUCUCGGCCGCGCUUCUCAUCCCGCUGUCGUACAACUACGUGAUGCACCUCCAAUCGCAGGUCAUGCGCGACACCGAGUACUGCCAGCUCCGAUCCCGCGACCUGUGGGCCUCGGUGCACUCGGUCGACCAGCCGAGGGCCAAGCGUGAGUGGAAGUUCGGCCGUUGGGCCCCUGAUGGAGGAGUCGGAGGAGGAGCCGGAAACUAUGGCGGAAAUGACCAGCCCCCGCCACCGGCCCAGAACAACUACGGCUACGCCCCGGUUGUCAACGCCGAGCCCGAGCCGCAGUGCUGCACUUGCCAACAGGGACCACCUGGACCACCUGGAGCCCCCGGAGAUGACGGACACGAUGGACAUGAUGGAGAUGCUGGAAACGACGCCCGUGCCGGCAAGGACGGAUCUAUCGAAGCCCCCGAGGGUCUCCAGUCCGAGCCAUGCGUCAUCUGCCCACCUGGACCCAUCGGACCCCCUGGACCCGCCGGCAACAAGGGACCCCAAGGACCCCGUGGAGCCGCCGGAAACCCCGGAAUCGACGGACGUCGCGGAGAGCCCGGCAUGGUUGGACCCGCCGGACCAAUGGGCGAGCCUGGACCGGUCGGAAACAAGGGAAAGAAGGGAGACGACGGUCGCGUUGUCACCAUCCCCGGACCCCCUGGCGCCACCGGAGCCGCUGGACCCCAAGGAAAGCAGGGAGAGCGUGGACCCAAGGGAACCCCCGGAAAGACCCACGUUGGAGAGCAGGGACCUCCGGGAGAUGCCGGACGCGCCGGACGCUCGGGCCGCAAGGGACCCACCGGUGGCCAGGGACCUCUUGGCUCGAAGGGACGCGAUGGUGGCUGCGACCACUGCCCUCCCCCACGUACCCCACCAGGCUAU